CUAAUUGGCUGUAAGAGUUCCGCUGCUGGACUUCAGUCCGCGGAGGGAGCGGGGCGCGCAGGGAAGCGGGACACGCCGAGAGGAGACGCGGGGGCUGCAGGUUCUGUGUCCCGCUGCUGCUUCUAGCUUCAUCCUGCUGUAUCCGGAGUGGAAUCAGACGCCAGAAUUAAAAUGAUUUCUGAAGCUGAAAACUUCCUCACACUUGCUGGGAUCUUGAUCAUUGCAGUGUCAUGUGAAGCCAUUGGACCACCGUGGGUGAGUAGUGUGGUGGAGGAGAAGCAGAUCGCGCAGCUGGGUCGUAAUAUCCGGCUGCCAUGCCCCGUCGAAGGUAACCCUCCGCCCCUUCUGCUCUGGACGAAGGACGGUCGAAACAUCAACGCUGGCUGGAGCCGUUACCGCGUUCUGCCCCACGGCCUCAAGAUCAAGAACGUGGAAGCCAAAGACGCCGGAGUCUACGUGUGCCAGGCAGCCAAUGGCUUCGGCAGUGUGUCCCUCAACUUCACCCUCGCUGUCAUUGACAACGUUGAACCUCCGACCAAACCUCCAAAUCCUCCAAUCUCAGAGGAACCCUGCCUCAACACAGCACCAGUGGAUCAAGCCGGGCAGCCAUGUGUAAAGCCACGCUUCAGCCAGCCCAUGAAGAUGCGCAGACGUUUUCGGGAACAGCCCGUGGGCAGCUCGGUGCGGCUAAACUGUGUGGCCACUGGAAACCCUCCACCAUGCAUCACCUGGUGGAAGGACCAGGAGCAGCUUCCUGCUCCCACCCGGGCCAAACGACCACAGUGGACCCUCACGCUGAAGAACCUGCAGCCACAGGACAGCGCCCGCUAUACCUGCCGCAUCUUCAACAACGCCGGGCACAUCAACGCCACCUACACGGUGGAGGUUAUUGAGCGUACGAACUCCAAACCCAUGCUGACGGGAAGCCAUCCUCUGAACACCACAGUGGAGCUUGGUGGCACAGCCUUAUUCCAGUGUAAAGUCCACAGCGAUGUGAAGCCCGUGAUCCAGUGGUUGAAGCGGCUCGAGCCGGGCACGGAGCGGCGCUACAACACCACGCUGGAGGUUGGAGGUCAGCACUUCAUGGUGUUGCGCACCAAAGAUGCGUGGCCUCGGCCUGACGGCUCAUACCUCAACAAACUGGCCAUCGUCAAAGCCCGAGACGAGGACGCUGGCAUGUACAUUUGCCUCGGAGCAAACUCGAUGGGCUACAGUUUCCGCAGUGCCUACCUCACUGUUCUCUCAGAUCCCCAGGUGGAGAAGCCGAUUCCCCCAGCCCACCUGAGUUCUGGUCUCCCAUGGCCUCUGAUCAUCGGCAUCCCAGCGGCAGCUCUGCUCAUGGUUGGCACGAUCGUGUUGUGGUUGUGCCAUAGCCGCCUCCGUCACAGCCCCUUACCCCCACGCUCUGCACCCUACCGAGAGCGCCAUGGCCCCGAUAAAGAUCUCAGCAUCCCCAGCAGUGGCAGCCCUGACUUCCCCACCCACAGACUUAUGGGAAUAGGAUCCCCGGGCUUUGGUGGGCCUGCAAAAACUUUCUCCAAGGUCUACACGGACAUGCACACCCACACCCAUACGCACACACACUCGCAUGCUCAUGUGGAGGGGAAAGUGCACCAGCAUUUCCACUACCAGCGCUAACAGGCUAAGCUGUGCCUCAAACGUUAAGCUACAAAAAGCUAAUGCUGCUAUCCUGCUUUUACAUGGACAGUGGGUCUUCUGUUUAGGUCAAGAAGCUGGAUCUGAACUGCGUUACCCUUGAGCACUGAUGGGAAUGUUAAUGGAAAUAAAAAAACCAGCCAACCAUGGAACAGUGUUCAUGCCAUAGAUGUUCUGGUGGACCGCGUUCACCUUGAAAACUCCUCAGGGCAGGAAGAAUCGUGUGUGUGUGUGUGUGUGUGUUUUAAUGGACCCAAAUCAGAUUGUUUUUUUUUUAUUAUUAAAAGGGACAGAGCUAUAAUUCAUUGCACACCUGAAACUGAACAAGGUCCUGAAGACAACAUGCAAAACCAACACACUGACUGUACUGACUGUAGACCACCUCCGCCAUCUGCUAGAACCCUCCUCUACCCUGCUCACCAAUGGAAAGGGACCACAAGCUCAUUGCUGACCAGACAUUAUUUGGGCGGUGGUUUAUUCUCAGCAGUGACACUCACAUGGUAGUCUGGGUGGUUAUGUUAUGGGUAUAUCAGAUAUCGCAGUAUUUCUAUAAUUAAAAAAAAAAAAACUCACAACUGGAGGUGAGAACCAGUCCACCAACCAAAA
Messenger RNA from Ictalurus furcatus (blue catfish), 2262 nucleotides. It is a transcript of the gene fgfrl1b, whose product is annotated as fibroblast growth factor receptor like 1b. The transcript is spliced from 7 exons. Gene Ontology annotation, molecular function: fibroblast growth factor binding; fibroblast growth factor receptor activity. The record is from RefSeq and is a predicted model, not a curated record. Lineage: Eukaryota; Metazoa; Chordata; Actinopteri; Siluriformes; Ictaluridae. The coding region runs from base 172 to 1638 and encodes 488 amino acids. Gene Ontology annotation, cellular component: plasma membrane.